CAAAAGUAAACAGGAAGUCAAGCACGCGCACUUUCGGUUAUUCUGAUUAAAAUAAACAAGACAUGAUGUGACUUAAUAAGUGGGGAUCAGCAGGGAUCAAAACAAACACAGGGUGAGACGGGUGAGAAGUGCAUCCCCGCCGCGAGCUAUGAGACUGGCUGGACUCCGCUCUGAUCAGCAGGGAAUAAGCAGAGAACCCCAGUUUCAAUCAAAGAGAAGAAUCCAAUUCAAGCCACCUCAAGUAUCCAGUUCUCUCAGAUGGGGCGAUUCACGUGUUUUUCCAAGGCAGAAGGAUUUAACUAGGCCUGCUUCCCCUCCUACUGCAGUGCCUGUAGCAACAGCAGGCGGUGAGAACAAUGUAGAAACUCCUCUGGCCCCAAGAAAAUUGAAACCAUCAAAAUCUUCAGAAACAACCUCGCCUCAAGAGAAGUCAACAUCUGCACACAUACACAGAACCCCUGAACAGCUGACACAAGAGCCCCCAUCAAAUGAAGCUGUUCCACAGGUGAACCACGUACUGAAGAAGAAGGCAGGCCUGAAGUCAGAGCGACAGAAGAAUGGCCGCCAGAGCUCAGAGUACCAGAAACAGUUUCAGUGGAAGACUGCUGUAGCUGAAUCGCCUCUUAUUGCUGCACAACAGAUGUUGUACACCAGCAACAGGUCAAUCCCACCUUAUAAAUCUAAUCCAGUAGAGCUGGAGACUGAGUACAAGAGAAGCUUUAAGGGAUCCCCUCCACCCAGAGCCCCACGCUUACGCAGGGAUGUGGAAUUAGAAGAGCUUCCACCGUGCCAACGGGAGAAUAUUUCUCCUGAGAAGAGAAACAGGAAGAAAAGAAGGCAACAGCGCCUUAGAAGAAGGUCAGGCCCAAAUGAGGAAAAUCAAGAGCCACAGCCCUUGCAACAGGAUGUGAGGACACCUCAGUCCCAAAAAGAUGCUUCACCUGAAGUUAGGAGGAAGGUGAAGACUGAAUAUAGCUCCAAUUUCUGCUCUCCACUUUAUUACUGCUACAGAGAUGGAGCAUGGGUCUGGUCCAGGACAAUAGAACAGGAGGUGCAAGAGCUGCGAGACAAAGCAGAAGCUUACAGAAAGAGAGCCUGGGGAACUCACUUCUCCCGGCAGCACCUCAGUCAGAUCCUGUCAGAGCAGAACUGUUUUUGGGAGGCGUCCACUAGCUCCUCUUUGUUGACUGAAGAGUAUGAUCAUUCCACCAGCAGUCCCAUCAUCGAAGCCCUGGACCUUGCCGGGGUCAAUAGUGUCCAGGGGAGCGGCAGCCCUGGGGCAUCUGUGUCCAUGAACAUUUCUAGGAGAAGCUCAGUUGAACAGGCAGAGCUUUCCAAAGACCCGACUCUCCCUUUACUGAGGAGACUGGCAUGGGAUGAGGAAGCAAGUCCCUCUGACAGGGUUUUGACCAAGAUAAAGCAUCACAGGGACAAGCCACCUGUUCAGGAACCAAAGGCAAACGAAGAGAAUGGAAUUAUCAGUGACCAUUCAGAGCACCGAGAGGAGAAGGUGAAUGUGCCUGAGAGGAAGCAGUCGUCACUGGCAGUGGGCUCAGGAAGCACCAAUGAGGAGGGCAGGUUACCUACUCCCAAGCUGAAAACGCUGCAUGCUGCACAGAGAACACAUCAUGACCGCACUACUCCUGCUACUGGAGGUGCGAUACUGGUGUCCCCUUUGAAGAUGAAACAUUCCAGGACCUCUAAGAGGAGUGAGCCACCACUUGGAAAAUCCACCUCACCUUACAGACACCUCAGUCAGGCUUCACCAUCACAAGCACAAAGCAAGGCCGAGAGUGGCAGUUUGUCUGGUUCUCCUCCGGCUGCAGGAAUGCCCACACUUGACCCGCUGCCUAUAAGAGAAGACACAUGGACUGAGAACACUCCUGAACUCUCUCCUGACCCCAAACCAUCCAGAGUUCAUCACAAACAAGCUACCAGUAACUGGCUUAUGGACAGUUACUCAUCACAUGCUAACAGAAUCCAGGGUACUCUGAGGAACCCUGAGUUCCAGCACAAUGGUAAUUUGGGAGUCAAUCGAACAAAUCCAUUUGUGUUCUCUUCAGGUGAUUCUGGUGUAUCUGAUGAUGAUGACAGGAUGUCUCAGAUCUCCUUUCGGUCAGCAGCCUCCUGUUCUAUGGCAUCGCAGGUUUUGGAUCGUGCUCAGAAGAGGAAAGAAGAGUUCUGGGGGAAAAGAUAGUUAUGUCAGUGUUUAAACAUAAAAUACCAGCCCUUUAUCUUCUCUGAGAUAUGCAUUUAUCCAAUCAUAACAAAAUAUUGAAUGGAUUCUUGUAAAAAGUAGAUGGGCCAGCUUAAGAUUUUUUAAUGCACGUGUAUUAGCCUUUUAUUAUAUUUUUACACUAU
This is a messenger RNA of Trichomycterus rosablanca, 2361 nucleotides long. It is a transcript of the gene saxo6, whose product is annotated as Mdm1 nuclear protein. The coding region runs from base 149 to 2197 and encodes 682 amino acids. Lineage: Eukaryota; Metazoa; Chordata; Actinopteri; Siluriformes; Trichomycteridae. The record is from RefSeq and is a predicted model, not a curated record. The transcript is spliced from 14 exons. Gene Ontology annotation, molecular function: microtubule binding. Gene Ontology annotation, biological process: negative regulation of centriole replication.